GAGCCUAUGCGACCGUCCCAUCGAGAUGACGUCACUUGGUGGGGGCGUUGCGGCCAACCUGUAGGAGGAGCGCGGUGCGAGCACCUGUCAGUGUGAGAGCUGGGAAGAUGCCCGUGGCUUCUAAAGUUGUGUCUGAGCGGCGGGCGGAGCCGCUACCUGCGCUGCUACUGCGGACCUACCUGCGGCUACUGCGGGAACGGCCGGUAGUCACCAAAUCAGUGACCAGUGGGAUUCUGUCUGCACUGGGAAACCUUCUGGGAAACCUUCUAUCCCAGAGUAUAGAGAGAAGGCGCAAACCUCAGAAAUCCUCGAAGGAAGUGGACUUGGUGGGGCCUCUUCGAUUUGCUGUAUAUGGAUUCCUUUUCACAGGGCCAUUGUCACACUACUUCUACUUGUUUCUGGAGCAGAUGAUCCCUUCCUCAGCCCCACUUGCUGGGAUCCGUCGGCUCCUGCUAGACCGGUUAAUUAUUGCCCCAGCCUUCCUGCUACUCUUCUUUUGUGUAAUGAAUAUUCUGGAGGGUAAAGACUUGGCUACUCUGAACCAGAAGCUGAAAAAUAGAUAUUGGUUAGCACUAAAGAUGAAUUGGAAGGUCUGGACACCAAUUCAGUUUAUAAAUGUGAACUACAUCCCAGUACAGUUUCGAGUCUUGUUUGCCAACCUGGUGGCUUUCUUCUGGUAUGCAUAUUUGGCAUCAACACAGAAGUAAUUUUGAAACUUUGCUUGGAAGAUGAACAAGUAUUGAGACACUGCAUUAAACUCGUAGCUGUACUAGGGGAAACCACAUGGAUUAUGUUUUGUGGAUAAACAGUAUAUUAAUAUAAUGCUAAUUGAAAGUAACAGUGCCACUAAUUAGAUAAUGUUAUAUGAGAGAGAGUUUUAUUUCGUAAUGUAGAACAGUUCUGCAUUGUUCCACCACAAGGAUUUUCAUGUAAACCCCAGGAUGAGAUUUAAGAGCUGCAAGCUUGUCUUUCUUAGUGAUGUCUGUCAUUAAUACUGACAUGUUAAAUUAGUAAGAUAUGUUUCACUUACAAAAGGGGUAUCUCCAUAAUUUUGAAAAUAUAGGAACUAUUUAACAGAAUUUACUUUUGGGGAGAACAUUUUUCAGUUAAUGUGACUGUUUGGGUUUUUAUGUACUAAAUCAACACAACAUAUAAUGACACUGGUGGAAUAUAGUUAGACAAAAUUGUGGUCCAGGCACUCAAGGGUCAGUUGAAAAGCAUGUUUUUCCCAAUAAACAUGUUGUUUAACUGACCCUUGAGUGCCUGGACCACAAUUUUGUUUAACUACUACAGGAGGGGGUAGCCAGCGCCAGGUCUGGCUGCACCAGGAUUCUAAUAAGUGUGCGGUAUUCCUCUCUUUUUCUAUAUACUGGCUGAUUAUAGGACUACUUGUUUUUUUAGUCUGUACCGCUUUGUUUGUGUAAUCCACACUGCAGAACUUUUAUGAUAGAGUGCAAAUCAGAAAACCAUUGGAUUAAUAAAAUAAUUUAAAUAAACAUUAAAUCAGAUUAAAAUAUGAUCCAAAUGUAAUGGCGUUCUCAAAAUUAAUUCACACAACCUUAUCUAAACUAAUAUAACACAUUUUUAAAUGUAUUUUGUUUGUUUACCUGAGUGUGUAUAAAUAAGAUAUAUAUCUAAAAUUUUAUCUUAAAGCCUUUUUUUUUUUUUUUUUUUGCCAAGAAAAAGCAGAAUGCUUUUAGCAUACAUACUUAUAUCACUGUGAUCUGCUGUAAAGAUAUUGUUGAAGGUAGUCUGUCUUAAUCAAAUUUUUAUAACGAGAGAAGUUGAAAAAGAUACUUUGCAUUUAAUCUGUAUUUGAACUGCUGUAUAAAGAUUAAAUGGGUUAUAAUAUC
Messenger RNA from Pelobates fuscus (common spadefoot toad), 1853 nucleotides. It is a transcript of the gene PXMP2, whose product is annotated as peroxisomal membrane protein 2. The transcript is spliced from 5 exons. Gene Ontology annotation, cellular component: membrane; cytoplasm. The record is from RefSeq and is a predicted model, not a curated record. NCBI's taxonomy places the organism in Eukaryota, Metazoa, Chordata, Amphibia, Anura, Pelobatidae. Bases 108 to 707 code for a protein of 199 amino acids.